AUGUCACCGCCUGGUAAUGGAGAUAACCAAGACCCAAAGCGAGAGCGCAGCAGAGUCGCACAGCGCGAAUAUCGCAAGCGCCAUGCCUCAAAGUUUAGCACUCUUAAAGAUGAGAAUCAGAGAUUGAGAAAUGCUCUCAAGAGAAUAGAAAAAGUCGCCCAGAAGCGCGGCGGUAAAGACCAAGAACUCGAAAAUGCCCUCGCAGAGGCUAGAGAGACAGUUGGAUCUGACGAUAGUAGCGAGAGCACUGCUUUGACGACUUCCUCCAGCUCAUCUGCAGUAGAUCCAAUCACCACUGAAAAGCUCUCGUAUAUGUCGAGGUUACUGUCUUCUGACAUCCACCUGCAUACACAAGCACUUGGAGAAGCCACCACACCCAGACUGAGUUUGGAGCAGCAAGUGUGGACCAACACAGAUCGCUUGGUUCGCAUCUUUGAGGCUCCUUCAGAUGCGGGCAAAUAUCUCGGCGAUGGUCUUUACACUUUUGCAGGGACCUUAUACUGGGCCUGUACACGAAACACAGUUUCACUAUGGGAGACGUACAAGCUCAACCUGCUUGGAAAGCCUGGACCGCCCGACUUGAACCCUAUGGACCGGUUAUUCAACCACUCCAAGCAUCUCAACGAUCGAAGAUUCAUGCUAUCUCUCGCAUUGGCUCGGCUGGAGUAUAAGCAUAAAGGCUUCAUCGAUUCGCCCCACUCUGGGAGUGAACUGAUGUGGAAAUCAGUGCUCCCCAACCUCCGCAAAAAAAUGGAACAAGAACUUGUGGACAAAGGUCAAGGCCCAGAAUGGUGGAAGACUCCUGUCGAGGUUGAGAGCCACUUGAGGAAAUAUCUCGAGCCAUCCGAAGCUGAUGAGCUACAGGCUCUCGUGGAGGGCCGUGGGACCGAAGCUGUGUUGAAGAAGUUCAAGCCUUUGGUUGAAAUGAUGAUUGAUGAAUUUGUUUGCUUUCCGGAUGGUCCGCGAUGGAAUCUGUUGUAUGUUGCCAUGGCUGUUGGGAGUUGGCGAAGCGAUCACCCCAGACCUUCUGAGUUGAGGGUUGAAGAUUUGGGAGCGAGGUUUGGAUUUUAG
Fusarium sp. VM40 is the source of this 1071-nucleotide messenger RNA. The record is from the annotation of a GenBank genome assembly. Lineage: Eukaryota; Fungi; Ascomycota; Sordariomycetes; Hypocreales; Nectriaceae.